CAACGGUCACUCUAAAGUCUUGUUUACUCACAACAUAAAUCUUUAUUGAACAUUUUUCUUUGAUUCUUUUCAAUUUAUAUUAGUGAAAUGUGGGACUUUAACAUACGCCUAAUUGAGCUGGUCCGCGCCAAUCCCAAUCUCUACGAGCGGGAACUGCGGAGCACGCCCUACGACACGAAUAAGAAGCGGAAGACGGAAAUCUGGCGCAGCAUUUCCGCUUCUCUGAAAACGGAUGUUAAUACCUGCAUUAGCACAUGGAAUCAUCUGGUGGCCAAGCUGCGUCGGGAGUCUGAGAAAGAGAAGGCGGGAGGCGCUGGCUCCGAUUGGAGUCUUCUGCCCCACAUGCGCUUCCUGCAGCAGCCGCACCAUGCCGGAAACCACCGCAGUGUAGUAGACACUAAUUGGCAGUCUCUGAAACCCCAGUCGCCCAUUGAGGAGGUCCACAACGAGGAGGAUCCGUUACAAGAGGCCAUGGAUGAGCAGUUGGCCAGUGCAGGAGCAGCAGCACCGGCACAGCCGCUUCCACCAGCGGCUAAUCAUGCCCCAGCAGCACCACCUCCAACCGCUGCCCCAGUGAGCGCAGAACUGCUAAAGCGGAUUGAGGCGCUGCUCGAGGGAUUGGGGGAUGCGAACCGGGUCAAGGCGGAGAAAAGGAUUCUGGCCUAUCUCUGCAAAUGUAACCUGCGCGCCCUCAACGAAGAGCAAAUUGAUGAUAUAAUUAUUUAGUGAGGUAAUAACUGCAAUGGUGUUCAGGAGCGUUAAUUCACUAUCAUUUACAAAGUUGUUUUUACUUAAUUUCGAUAUUUUAAAUGUAAUUUAUUUUAGGUUUAAAGACAUCUUUGUACAUUUAGCAUUUCUAAUAAUUACAUUCAAUAAGAAACUUUAGUUGGAACUGCACAAAAUGUUAUAUACAAGAAAUACGUUUCGUUACUUGAAAAUUAAUCAAUUUUAAAAGAGUUAGCUUGUUAAAAUUUCAUAAAUUAGAAAAAAUAUUGCCACUACUGUCUAAGAUUUUACCUUGAAAAAUAUAUACUUUAUUAACGUUUCCAAUGUCUAAAUCGAACAAAAGGUUCAUUAAAAUUAAACAAAGAAUAUUUGUGAUUGUAAACCUUAGCAAAUGUUUUUGUUAUAAGCUAAUUUAUAUUUCAUUUCAAAUAAAUAGCUGAAACAACAUUAAAA
This is a messenger RNA of Drosophila kikkawai, 1179 nucleotides long. RefSeq lists its product as uncharacterized. Gene Ontology annotation, biological process: regulation of transcription by RNA polymerase II. NCBI's taxonomy places the organism in Eukaryota, Metazoa, Arthropoda, Insecta, Diptera, Drosophilidae. The record is from RefSeq and is a predicted model, not a curated record. Gene Ontology annotation, cellular component: transcription regulator complex; nucleus.